AUGUCGCAGUCACGACACAUCUGGGAGCUCGAGCUUGAACCUCUUGACCAAGAAGAUAGAGAGAUUUUGGAGGAAGCGGAGAAGGAUCCUAAUGCCGUCACCACAAGUACUACGAUUGCCCAGAAGCUAGGGCUAUUUUCGACGUGUUGUAUGAUUAUCAAUAGGAUCAUUGGGACCGGUAUCUUUUCAACACCGGCUACCAUAUUAAAGGCCACCGGAAGCCCUGGCGCCUCGCUCCUCCUAUGGGCCGCUGGAGCGUUUGUUAGUUUUGCCGGCCUCAUGGUCUACAUGGAAUUCGGUCUUUCCAUCCCACGGUAUACACAAGAUGGGCAAUCCAAAGCCGUUCCACGUUCCGGUGGUGAGAAGAAUUACCUUGAAUACGUUUUCCGCCGUCCCCGUUACUUAGUCACUUGUGUAUAUGGUGUUCUGUUUAUUGUACUGGGAAACACCUCAGGAAAUGCAAUCUCUUUCGGCCAGCAUGCUCUCCGCGCCAGAGGCGUCUCAGAGGAGGAAAUCGAUAACUGCGAAUGGCAGAUCAAGGGGAUCGCUAUAGCAGCAAUCACGGGAGCUUGCCUGCUACAUGGAUCUUGGAGAGCAGGCGGAGCUGUACACAGUGGGAAGGGAGGGAAUCGAAACACUCAUAACCUAGACCUUGACUGUUCCUUUGUGAACAGUUCAGAGAAUGCGACGGCGAUGUCAAAGUGCCCACAAAAUCGAGACAUGCAAGAUCAUCAAUGGCAGAUGUACGGGUUUUCACAGUCCUUCUUGUUGGUUAUAUUUGCCUAUGGCGGGUUUGAGAACGCGAAUUAUAUUCUUAGCGAGAUAGACAGACCAAAACGUACCUAUAAGUUAGCUUCAAUUUUGUCAUUGGGCCUGGUUACCUUCCUGUAUAUGCUCGUCAACAUAAUAUAUUUUCUGGUUAUACCAAGAGAGGAAUUCUUAAACGAGAAUACUCAGUUAGCGCUGGAAUUCUUCAAGACGAUUGUCGGUAGCAAGCAUUCCGCACAUGUUGAUGCUGCGAUAGCCUCGUUCAUUGCCUUCUCUAGCUUUGGCAAUAUCAUUGUAGUAACUUUUGUUGGCUCCAGAGUCAAACAAGAGAUAGCCAAAGAAGGUGUCCUCCCCUUUUCCCGUCUCAUUGCCAGCGACAUGCAAACCCCUUUCAGCUGGUUUCGAAAUGCGAUCUUCCGCUCUUCUGAUGACUACAAAUCCGAGAACACCCCUGUUGCGGCCCUCUUUCUCCAUUGGAUAUUCUCUUUCAUCCUCGUUAUCGCCCCCGGAACCACGGAUGCUUAUCUUUUCCUCCUUCUCCUCCACUCAUAUGCCCUCCAUGUCUGUGCCGGCUUCUUACUAGCCAUAGGAAUGCUUUACCUCUAUUUUCAAAAGAAUUCGACAUGGCGCCAGGAAAGCGGUUUCAAGCCUCUUGGGGGAUGGAUUUGGGCACUUUUAUAUGCAGUUGUAAAUGCGUUCUUGAUAUGUGUUGCGUGGCUCCCACCACCAAGCAGGUUCAAGACGUUGAUACUGGACCAAAUCAAAUACAAUGUCUACCCAAUAGUAGUUUUUGCUCUUAUAGGGUUUGGCGUGCUGUAUUGGGUGGGAUUUGCGCAUCUGUAUCCAAGGUACUCGAAGAGGGUCUUGGACGUUAAGAGAUACCCAAUCAUUAGGGAUGGAGUGCAGAUUUAUGAGGCCGUAUUUUUUAACUGGGUGACGUCGGAUUUGGAUAUAGAUGAUGAUGAUGUGGAAAGUCAUGAGGGGGAUCCAGGUUUCAAUAUGCAGAUGAAGACGAGAUCUCGAACUAAUGAAUGA
This is a messenger RNA of Morchella importuna, 1803 nucleotides long. RefSeq lists its product as uncharacterized. Gene Ontology annotation, cellular component: membrane. The transcript has 10 exons. Gene Ontology annotation, molecular function: L-amino acid transmembrane transporter activity. The record is from RefSeq and is a predicted model, not a curated record. Bases 1 to 1803 code for a protein of 600 amino acids. NCBI's taxonomy places the organism in Eukaryota, Fungi, Ascomycota, Pezizomycetes, Pezizales, Morchellaceae. Gene Ontology annotation, biological process: amino acid transmembrane transport.